Ostertagia ostertagi is the source of this 2013-nucleotide messenger RNA. NCBI's taxonomy places the organism in Eukaryota, Metazoa, Nematoda, Chromadorea, Rhabditida, Trichostrongylidae. The record is from the annotation of a GenBank genome assembly.
AUGACGAAGAAGUUGUUGCUACUCAUCUACAAUGAAAAUGACGAUUCUGCUAUCAUGUGCAACCGAGCUGGUGCGCAACCGUCAACUGCAAAACAGAGAGCUGCUACUAGUAGAAAAGAUGUCCGCCAUUGUUCGUGCCACUUGGUUGUAAAUUUCUUCGAAAAUGGGACGGUUAAUGUCAAAGGCUGCCUCGGUCAUGUAGGGCAUGAGCUGGACCCAGCUCUGCUGAGAUUUUCACAUCAGCAAAAAAUGUAUCUGAAAAACCUGCUUGAAGAGCACUCUUUGGACUAUAUCAUCAAUCGUCUCCGUAAAGAAGACCCGACGAAGUCUUCUAAACUCUCAUUUGUGGUGAAGAAGGAUCUCCACAACAUAAUAACGAAGUACAAAUUAGCACCAGGAUGGAGACACGAUGAUGAUGUCACUUCUCUGCGCCUUCGUUUCGAGGAAAAAAAUCCUGAUGAUGGGAUCAGGUGCUUGCAACUGCCUGAAGAUCCGAGUGGGAAAGGUUUCUUAAUGGGUGAGAAGAUUAGCUAUUUUGGGACCAGUAGGCUACAUCAGCGAAAAAAGGGGGAAUCUCUUUUGGCAAUAUCCACUCUUUACCGUGACAAUGACACAUUUCACACAACCAGGUACAACUUAAGAUUGGCCACCCUGAUGAUCACAGAUGAUAAAGACCGUGGUCUUCCCGGAGCUUUUCUUCUCAGUGGGACAAUGACUACAGUUGAUGUCCAGAGGUUGUUCAUCGAAGUAAAAAAUUUGUUGCCUGAUUUUUCGCCCGCAACGAUGGUGACAGAUGAAGCACCAUGCUUCUACAACGGCUUCCGCGCCGUUUUCCCAGGAGCACACACACGCCUACGUUUCUGUCGGUUCCACAUUUUGCAAACAUGGGAAAGGAAAACGAAGGAACUCGUUGAGGCUUCAAUGCGCCCGAAGGUCAACGGUGCACUCCAAGGUCUCCUUAAAGAAGUGCAGCUAGAACGGUUCCAAAUGCGUUUCGGAGAAAUCCUAGCUUACCUUCGCAGAUUUGAUCAGAAGCUAAUGGCGGAAUACCUCGAAAAGAACUACCUUGGAAGAACGCCGAGCUGGGCCUCGUUCGCUCAUAGAGGUGCCGUUCUCGAAACCACCAUGAUAAGUGAGAGAUUUCACUUGAGGAUCAAGGAUGAGUUUCUUCACCGAAACGCUAAUUCUCGGCUCGACGGUUUCGUAGACCUUUUGAUCAAAUCAGUUGAGGAUCUUUCGGAAUCUCUGGAAGUGAAGGAUCGCCGUCGAUUAGCCGAUUCCGCAUUUAGACUGCAAGAGACCCAUAAGCGGCAUAGAGCCGCAGCAGCUCUCUAUGCCACAAACCCUGAGAAGGUGGUCAACAUUGCGGAAUAUAAGUGGGAGGUGAAGAACAGAACAGGCACAAAAAGUUUCGAGGUGACAUACGAAGGGCCAUGCUCAUGUCACACAACGAACAACAUCCACUGUCUCACUUGUGGUGUUUGCGCAUAUGCGUGGAGCUGCACAUGCCCGGAUAACAGAAGUGGCAUAAGUUGUCCUCAUAGGCACGCUGUUAUAAUAGUGAGUCCUGACGGAUUGUCUCUGGAAAGACCAACAACGUCGACGGAGGGAAUGGCUCCUUCACCUUCGGAGCCCCACCUUGAUGAACCCACUAUAUCAGCACAGGAGCGCCGUGAAGCGCGUUACCACAAGCUCAGUGCUAUCAAAAGUACAUAUGCUGUGGUAGAAGCCACCGCCACAUCGCUGGCUAGGCUUGACACAGAUGAAGCAAUGGAACAACUGGAGGAGAUUCUGUGCCAUAUGCAACUCGCAGCAGGAGUUGCACAGCCUCCAUCGUCAAGCACCCUUGCCGUCCGUCCUGAGCUGGCUCAGACUGGGGGCAAGCCGCAGUUGACCAAAAUCCAGCUGUACCAGCGUGGAAAGGUGAAAAAAUCAAAGAAGCCCGUCGAAGACCUUCACGAAGAGGUUAGACGAUUAAGGGAGUCGCCCUCAGAAGAAGGAAACGAAGAGUGA